This is a messenger RNA of Echinococcus granulosus, 1311 nucleotides long. RefSeq names its product Nardilysin. Gene Ontology annotation, molecular function: metal ion binding; metalloendopeptidase activity. Gene Ontology annotation, cellular component: mitochondrion; cytosol. The transcript has 7 exons. Gene Ontology annotation, biological process: peptide catabolic process. NCBI's taxonomy places the organism in Eukaryota, Metazoa, Platyhelminthes, Cestoda, Cyclophyllidea, Taeniidae. The record is from RefSeq and is a predicted model, not a curated record. The coding region runs from base 1 to 1311 and encodes 436 amino acids.
AUGACUUGUCUUCGUUCUAGAUCUGCAGCACUGAAGUUCGUUGCUUCCAUCGUUGGAUACGAAGGCAGAGGAAGUCUGGUAGCGUAUCUCCGCAAGUUGAAUCUGGCAGUGGAGUUGAAUGCUGGUUGUGCGGUCAACGACAGCACCCAGCACAACCAAAUGACCAGUAUCUUUGGCAUUAGCGUGGAGCUCUCCGAACUGGGUCGUGCAGCUCCCAUCACGGUGGCCGAUCACGUCUUUUCCUACCUGCACAUGCUGCGCGACGCCGCUAAUUUCAGUCUGGCCAAUCCGUCGGCCAGCACGACACCCUGGGGUGACCGCGCUUUUGCCUCCCUCGUGCCAGAGUUUGAGAAGCUCUGGGCGUCAAAUUUCCGCUUCCAGGAGCCACUAGAGCCCUCUACUAACGUACGGAAAGUCGCUUCAGCGAUGCGAAAAUUUCCGCACCAUGAGGUCUUUAUCGCCGAUUCACUGAUUCUGCAACCUGAUUUGAAGCAGGCCAACAUCCACCUGGUGGAGGACCAUAUGAAGGCUCUUGAAGGUCUCACUUUGAACGACGUAGUGGUCUUCGUUGCAGCCUUUUUGUCUCGUGUCUACGUCAAGGCGUUCGUCUACGGCAACGUUCCUGCCACGUACCGCAAGGCUGCUCUGCCUGCAUGCUUGAGUCGGCUGCGUGUGAUGAAUUUCGAUAAGACCGAUGUGAACACCUACCUGGUGUUGGUGAGUCCCCUCCAGGGCACACCGUCGCAUGACCUUCGAUACGAGGUGAUGAACGAGGUCCUUGAAUCCUGUCUGCAAGAGUCGGCCUUCGCGUACCUGCGGACGAGGGAGACACUGGGCUACUCAGUGGGCCUCUACAGUUGGUCACUGUCCAGCACCACGGGACAGUGUGGUCUCUCGCUGUAUGUAAGCAGUCAGGCGAACAAAUUCGACAGCAAUGUGGUGGCCGGACGCAUGUACGCCUUCUGGUACCGUAUUAUGCCCUACAUGGUCUUUCAUCUCAAGGAGGAGGCCUUUCGGACGUCGGUACGUGAAAUCUUGCCUUCUGAGUGUAUAGGAGCAAUGAACACCGUGGAUCAUUGGCGCUGGAUUGGAAGGAAUGAAGCAUUCCGUUGGCGCCCAUGGCCUGGUCAUCUGCUGAAUUGUCGACAUAAUCGGGAGGGAAUGCGGUUCCAUGGGGUAAUUGUGAUUGUGGAUGAGUUGCCACAGCACAGCUUGCAUCGUGGAGGUUGUCACUAUCGCCGGAAUGCAGUGGUGCUGGAUUUCAAGGAGGAUAUAGAAGUUCACCAUUGGUGGAACUUUCAUGCCAAUUAA